Molecule: messenger RNA, 1362 nt
Organism: Mesorhabditis spiculigera
Lineage: Eukaryota; Metazoa; Nematoda; Chromadorea; Rhabditida; Rhabditidae
Source: the annotation of a GenBank genome assembly
AUGCAGCCCUUUUUGCUGCUGCCCAUCUUCGCGGCCGUCGCCGGUGCUCGUGGAUUUUUCGGAAUUCCCGGGCAAUACUGCGCCACCAGAACGCCAACGUGCUGCCAAAAUAGAAAUGACGACUGCACAGUGCCGAUCUUGGGCGACCAUCUGUGCUAUUGCGAUGUGUUCUGCGAUCGUGGCCCCAACGGCGGAAAUGACUGUUGCCCCGAUUUUGAAGCGGUAUGCCGGGCCGACGAUCGGCCCGCGCAGAACGAUAUUAAUGGAAAGGAAUGCCAAUACAACGGCCGGUGGUACGAUUCUGGGGAUGAGGUGACGAAGAACUGCGAGACUUGUCGUUGCGUCGACUCAACCUGGUCGUGCCAACGGGCCGCCUGUCUGAUCCAGGAAGAGGUGUACGAGCAGGUGAAAGAUGGACGAUAUUCAUGGAAGCCCACGAACUACUCGCAUUUCUGGGGGAAAACGCUGGAACACGGGAUCAAGUUCCGUCUGGGUACUUUAUUCCCUGAGCAAUCGGUGAUCAACAUGAAUGAGAUUGUCAUCAAGCCCCGCGAGCUGCCCGAGGAGUUCGACGCGCGCCGGAAAUGGCCUCAUUUGAUUCACGGGGUAAAGGACCAGGGCGAUUGCGGCAGCUCUUGGGCGGUGAGCACGACGACCAUCGCCGCCGACAGGUUGGCGAUCAUCAGUGGAGGGCGCAUCAACAAAAGCGUCUCUGCUCAGCAGCUCGUGUCGUGUAAUCAGCAUCGGCAAAAGGGCUGUGAGGGCGGCUAUUUGGACAGGGCGUGGUGGUACAUCAGAAAAUUGGGUGUCGUCUCGGAUGACUGUUACCCGUAUGCUUCCGGAUUCACCGGUGAGCCGGAGACGUGCCAUAUUCCGAAGUCGGCCUACCGCAGCGGCGAGCGACUGACCUGUCCCAGCGAUCCGGAGGGCGACUCCACCGUUUACAAAAUGACACCACCGUACAGGGUAUCAAGCCGCGAGCAGGACAUUCAGACGGAGAUCGUGACGAACGGGCCCGUCCAGGCCACCUUCCUCGUCCAUGAGGACUUCUUCAUGUAUAGCAGCGGCGUCUACGAGCACACCGACUUGGCGCGCGGCAAGGGCGAGCAGUUCGUCGGCCAGGGAUAUCAUUCCGUGCGGAUACUCGGCUGGGGCGUCGACGACUCCACCGGUCGUCCAAUCCCCUAUUGGCUGUGUGCCAAUUCGUGGGGUCCAGACUGGGGUGAGGAAGGCCUUUUCCGCAUCCUCCGCGGCCACAACCACUGCGAGAUCGAGAGCUUCGUCAUCGGAGCCUGGGGCAAAGGCAUGAAGCGGCGGCGCAGAUUUAAGCUGCGCAAGAUGAGGCGGCGGAUGAGGAGGUUU